AAGGGCGAAAACAAAAACAAUAUAGCCUUUGAGCGCCCAACAAAAUGUGCCUGACUUGUCCCAAUUCAAAUGUCUACUCGCUUGGUGGAAUGUAGUCAUGCUGAGAACAUUAGGCGUAUUAACCCCAGGCUUUGCAGUUGCAAAUCCUACAACGUUCCAGUCAAAAUAAAAACCCUCGACCCUUUUUCUCUCACUAACACUAUCCUGAGCCUUUCAGCAGCAAGCCAUAGCUUUAAAUCUGUUUGGGAUUCUGCAAUAACCCAAACCUCAGUUAAAUCUGCGGUCCGAGCAGCUGUUCCAGCAGCAGCAGCAGCAGCCACGUCCACACCCAACCCUGGCACACACAGCAGUGAAAACAAUUGUCUGUUUCCCCACUUAACCUCCUGCUUUUAUAAGUUCCAAGCCACAAUAUUCGUCUCUUGUUAUCAGUUAACCUUUGGGAAACGACCGAGCGGGACGAUGCCUAAUUAAUAUGGAUAAUAUUUAACAAAUGUUUACUGAGCCAAUAUAAAAAAAAAAGAGAAGAGGUGCUAACGUUUUUUGGGCAAGAGAUUUUUAGUUACUGCCCUUUACAUCCGUUCAAGCGCAGCCACAGUGCAAACAUCCGUCCACAGAACGAGCUCGACCAACCAUGCAGACCGUUUAUAAAGUACUUUUAGGCGUCACUGCUGUUGUGGUGGUUAUGGUCGUGAUAAUAGUCCCCAUCGUCGUGCUGAGGUCAAAUGGAACCCAGGAAAAGGAUGAUCGUCAAAAAUUUACUUUAAUGGACUUCUUCAGAGGAACAUACAGAUAUGAAUCAUCUUAUAUUCAGUGGAUAUCAGAGUCUGAAUACUUGCAUACAUCCAAAGGCAACCAGAUUCUGUACAAUGUUGAAACGGAUGAAUCACGCAUUUUUAUGCACAACACCACUUUUGAGGAAGCCAAAGCUUUUUUGUCUGCUGUCUCAGCUGAUGCAAAAUAUGUACUUCUGGAAAGUAAUCGCACAAAGCAAUGGAGACAUUCAUUUACAGCCUCGUAUUCCAUUUAUAAUUUGACGAAUAGUAACUUUGUGAAGAAUGCUUUCCUCAACCACCAAAUACAGAAUAUAAAAUGGGCUCCAGUGGGCCAUAAACUGGUCUAUGUUUGGAAUUACAAUAUUUAUUUCAAAGCUGACCCUGGAAGCACUGCUGAAGUCUUAACAACCGAUGGAAAGAAAGAUACGAUUUACAACGGCAUCCCUGACUGGGUUUAUGAGGAGGAAAUGCUUUCCACAAACAAUGCUCUUUGGUGGUCCCCAAAUGGAAAGUUCCUUGCCUAUGGACAAUACAAUGAUACCGAGACAGAAGUUAUAGAGUAUUCAUUUUACGGCGAUGGACAGUACCCAGAAACAGUGUCGAUUCCAUAUCCCAAGGCUGGAUCUAACAAUCCUACUGCGAGGUUAUUUGUUGUAGAUACCGAGACCUUUAUGACCACUGAGCUUCCAGCCCCAGAAGAAGUUAAACCAAGUUAUUAUCUCAGUGUAAUAACCUGGGUCACAGAUAAUCGGAUCGCUGUGCAGUGGAUGGAAAGAAGACAAAAUUAUUCUGUUUUAACAAUCUGCGAUGUAAAGGAAAAUAAUACUUGGACAUGUCAGAAGGAGCAACAGUUUGCUGAGAAAAGUACAACGGGAUGGAUUGGUGCGUUCCACCCUUCAGAUCCAUUCUUUACACGUGAUGGUACGAGUUUCUUCAAAGUGUUGAGUGAUGUUAGCGGAUAUAAACAUAUUCACAAGGUGGCAGGAAAUCCGCUGAAAUCAACACCAGUGACCAAAGGAAAAUGGGAAGUGAUCCAAAUAUUGUAUCUGACAGACUCCACACUAUACUACAUCAGCAACGAAUACAAGGGCUAUCCUGGACAAAGAAAUGUUUAUAAAGUUAACAUUGGAGCAGAUAGCCAGAAUCCACAGUGUAUUACCUGUGAACUGAUGACAGAGCGUUGCCAGUACUACUCCGCCUACUUUAGCACAAAUGGAAAAUAUUAUUUGCUGUCUUGUUACGGACCUGGUGUUCCUACCUUUGGAAUUUACAAUGCUUCCGAUGAUACAGUGAUAUCAAUUCUCGAAGACAAUAAAGAUUUGGAAGAAAACCUGAAGAAUAUUCAAAUGCCAACAAAAAUUCUCAAGUCUUUACCAUUAGAUGGAACAAAUUAUUGGUAUCAAAUGAUACUUCCACCGCAUUUUGAUGAGACAAAGAAAUAUCCACUGCUCAUCGAUGUAUACGGAGGCCCAAACAGUCAGAAAGCUGACGCCCGUUUCUCCAUCGGCUGGGCUACCUACCUUGCCAGUACAGAAGGGAUCAUAGUUGCCAGCUUUGACGGAAGAGGCAGUGGUUAUCAAGGAGACAAAAUAAUGCACGCAAUAUAUCGAAGAUUAGGCACUUAUGAAGUUGAAGACCAAAUCAGAGCAACAAGGAAAUUCAUAGAAAUGGGAUUCAUCGAUGAGACCAGAAUAGCAAUUUGGGGAUGGUCUUAUGGAGGCUAUGUCACAUCGAUGGUACUUGGAGCAGGCUCCAGAGUUUUCAAGUGUGGUAUUGCUGUUGCUCCGGUGUCCAACUGGACAUAUUAUGAUUCUAUCUACACCGAGCGUUACAUGGGCUAUCCUACGAAAGAGGACAACCUUCAGUUCUACAAGAAUUCUACAGUGAUGGAAAGAGCUGAAAAAUUCAGAUUGGUUGAUUACCUCCUGAUUCAUGGAACAGCAGAUGAUAAUGUCCAUUUCCAACAAUCAGCACACAUUUCGGAAGCUCUUGUUGAUAAAGAAGUGGAUUUCCAAGCCAUGUGGUAUACGGACAAGGAUCAUAGUCUAGGUGGCGCAGCGUACAACCAUCUUUACAUCCACAUGUCCCACUUCCUACAACAAUGUUUCUCCCUCAGUCACUGACAGCUGGAAACAUUUUCAACCAAGCAUUAAACAUUACAACUCAAGAAAUGGUGGAUGAACUCAACCAGUUAGGUGGACCCUUUGUUGAAUUUUACCGAAGGGACUUUGACCUGAAACAUUGUACGGGUUCUUCCUCCAUAGAUGCUGCUCGAAUUGCUGAGUUCUUCCAACAUUUCAGUUUCUCAACAUCAGAGGUUUUGAUUUUCCAAUAUUAUAAUAGUUCCAAGAUGCAACUAUUCCCAUUUAAAUAUUUGUGUUGAUAAAAUAGAACAAUCCAGGUCUCAAAAAGAUGAUUUUUCUUUCUUCUUCCAUGUCCAAAUUGUUAAUAUAUUAUGUGAAAUGUUUUAUGUUUUUCAUUUGACCAAUUGCCAACAUCAAACAAAUGGUUCAUUUUCGAAACUCAUUGAAGUUAAAAUAAUCGUAAGUUCAUAAGUCAUAGGAGCAAAAUUGGGCCAUUCAGCCCAUUAAGUCUACUUUGCCAUUCAAUCACAGCCAGCCUAUCUUUCCCUCUCAACCCCAUUCUCCUGCCUUCUCCCCAUAACCCCUGACACCCUUACUAAUCAAGAAUCUGUCAAUCUCCGCCUUAAAAAUAUCCAGUGACUUGGCUUCCACAGCCAUCUGUGGCAAUGGAUUCCACAGAUUCACCACCCUCUGACAAACAAAAUUCCCCCUCAUUUCUUUUCUAAAGUUACGUCCUUUUAUUCUGAGGCUAUGGCCUCUGGUCCUAGACUCUCCCACCAGUGGAAACAUCCUCUCCACAUUCAUUCUAUCCCGGCCUCUCACUAUUCGCCUCACAUUGUCCAGUGCUGAAAAAGUGUACUGAGUCAGUUCCAUUGGCCCAUUGUCCUCAAUACUUCUUGCCAUACAUCUGCCCAAAUGUGUUUUUUAGAAGUCAUAUUGUAUCUGCUUCUACAGGCAGAUGUGAUAGAUUAUUCAGCAUUUUCUCUCUAUACUUUCUUUCACCGAUGCAAGAUUCAAAGAUCAUUAAUUCCUUGAUGGGAUCUACUGAUGGUUCAGUUGUGACCUGUCGUUAAACUAGGUGCUAGAUUAUUAUACCCUGACUUAUUUUUUUGCAAAAAUGGCCAAAGUUUUUCAAAUUAUAUUCACCACAUAAAAAUCUGUUGAUUCAAUGUUAUAUAUGCAUAAUAUUUUUAAUUUUGUUUCACUUUCAGUGUUAUUUACGGUGAUUAUUAUACAUUGUCAGUUUGCAUCAUUUAAAAAAAUUUCAACCACGAAAGCUGUUUAAUUAAGAAUAGUUUAAUAUGUAUGUAAAUUGC
This is a messenger RNA of Amblyraja radiata (thorny skate), 4173 nucleotides long. Its product is annotated as dipeptidyl peptidase 4-like. The coding region runs from base 632 to 2896 and encodes 754 amino acids. NCBI's taxonomy places the organism in Eukaryota, Metazoa, Chordata, Chondrichthyes, Rajiformes, Rajidae. The transcript has 26 exons. The record is from RefSeq and is a predicted model, not a curated record. Gene Ontology annotation, cellular component: plasma membrane. Gene Ontology annotation, biological process: proteolysis. Gene Ontology annotation, molecular function: dipeptidyl-peptidase activity; serine-type endopeptidase activity.